Molecule: messenger RNA, 567 nt
Organism: Echinococcus granulosus
Lineage: Eukaryota; Metazoa; Platyhelminthes; Cestoda; Cyclophyllidea; Taeniidae
Exons: 4
Coding region: 1-567 (188 amino acids)
Source: RefSeq, a predicted model, not a curated record
AUGUGUGUGCUGGAUGUGAUUUUGGCAAGGGAUAAUGCAUUUAAGCCUGUUACCUCCAAGGCUACUCCCAAAGUUGACCCAACGUUACCAGAUCAUAUUUCCGAUCACACUUGCAGUCACGCCGGUUCUCCCUCGUUUGAAUUUGCCCUCUACGCUCCCCUGCAUCUCCACAGCCAUUACCUCGAUCCUUCGUUGCAUUUCAUCCACAUUUCUUUCCACGCACCUUCCUUAUUCACCUCUUCCACCGCCUCCUUCAUUGCCUACUCGCACAUUGCCCCAGUCACUACUGUAAUCAUCUUCACCGUCUUCUCAUCACUUCUUGCACCACCUUGCUCUUCCUCCCAUCAUCUCCUUCUCCACUUUAUCUCACUCUUCUCUCACGACCUGAGUUCCAUCAUCUUUCCUCCUCUAGCUCCAACUCUCCAAUUUAGCCUCUCCUCCACCUCUUCUCGUCCCUUCUUUCCAAAGUCCCAAAUGCGUCAUCUCCAUAACACUGCACCUUCAGUCUUUCCUUCCUACUCUCCCAUUUCCUCCUCUUCAUAUUUCAUUGCUUACACAGUCUACUGA